Elaeis guineensis (African oil palm) is the source of this 1043-nucleotide messenger RNA. Its product is annotated as stem-specific protein TSJT1. The record is from RefSeq and is a predicted model, not a curated record. Lineage: Eukaryota; Viridiplantae; Streptophyta; Magnoliopsida; Arecales; Arecaceae.
AGAAUCGCGGGGCAUCUGAGAGAGAGAGAGGGAUCGGACAGUGGAGAUGCUGGCGGUAUUCGAUCGGUCGGUGGCGAAGAGCCCGGAGGGGCUGCGGAGCCCGGCGGCGGCGGCGGAGGGUGGCGGGGGAGGGGUGCGCCUUCUACUGGAGCAGUUCGCGGCGGCGCACGAGGGAGCGGUGACCAUACACCUCGGUUCCUCUGCCGGCGCCAUGGCCUUCUCCGACGGGAAGCAGAACCCAUUCCUCCCGAGAUUGUUUGCUGUCACAAAUGACAUAUUUUGCUUGUUCCAAGGACAUAUUGAAAACAUUACUCUUUUGAAGCAACAGUAUGGACUGGGAAAGACUGCCAAUGAAGCAAUUAUUGUAAUAGAAGCAUACAGAACAUUAAGAGACAGAGGGCCUUUCCCUGCAAGCCAGGUUGUGAGAGAUCUGAAUGGGAAAUUUGCAUUCGUUCUGUUUGAUAUCUCAUCAAAAUCUACCUUCAUAGCUGCUGAUGCUGAUGGGAGUGUUCCUUUCUUCUGGGGAACUGAUUCUGAAGAUCAUCUUGUACUUUCUGAUGAUGUGGAGGUUGUCAAGAAAGGCUGCGGGAAAUCAUAUGCACCAUUUCCUAAAGGUUGCUUCUUUACGACUUCAGGGGGAUUGCAGAGCUUUGAGCAUCCUAUGAAUGAGGUGAAGGCAAUGCCAAGGGUUGACAGUGAAGGUCAAAUCUGUGGGGCUACUUACAAGGUUGAUGUUGAAGCUAAGAAGGAGACUGGAAUGCCCAGGGUUGGCAGUUCUGCAAAUUGGUCUUCUCAAUAUUAAUGGUGUGAACAUCAUUCAGGAGGGCCUUCUCUCUUGUUUUUUAGCCCUUGUUAUAUUGAUCCAUGUUUUUAGACAUUCAUCUCCUAUCUCAACUCGCUGACCCUGCAUCCUUUACAAAUUGCUUGUGGUUUACUCAGAGAAGACUUCUUAUUGCUUGAAAACUGUCAUGGUGGACUACUGGAUCCUUUUGAGCUUAUGUAGAGAUCAUGUGGGAAAUAAAAUUGCAUCAUUACCACCGUAA